AUGUGUGCCGCCUCUACUCCUCUCCCACUAGUGGUCACCAGCCGGCGCUCGGCUAAUCAGAGCAUGGACGCCGCAAACCGCUCAGCGACUCAGUGUCUCAGUCUGACCCGCUCACUCUUCAUGGUGGUGAUGGCAAGCUACAAGACACGGCUAAAGCUCUUGAAAGCCCUAACAGACUACAAACAAGCGGAGCUUACGCGACGUUCCAAUGACAACGUAGACGCACUCUAA
Hydatigera taeniaeformis is the source of this 231-nucleotide messenger RNA. The record is from the annotation of a GenBank genome assembly. Lineage: Eukaryota; Metazoa; Platyhelminthes; Cestoda; Cyclophyllidea; Taeniidae.